This is a messenger RNA of Adineta ricciae, 900 nucleotides long. The record is from the annotation of a GenBank genome assembly. Lineage: Eukaryota; Metazoa; Rotifera; Eurotatoria; Adinetida; Adinetidae.
AUGGCUGGUACUUACGAUACCGAACAACAGAGGAUGGUUGACAGAAUUAAGUGCAUCGCUUUUCGUGAAGCUCGUGAUGCUGGUGCAACAUUUAUAAAUAGACAAUGGAUUGCGGACAAAAUUCAUCGCACAACUCGAUUUGUCUCAGAGUGAGAAGGAUUAAAACCAUUUCAUGUUAUUCCAAAACCGUUAAAAUCUGAAGCUCAUAUAUCAGAUCGAUUAUGGCUAUGUGAUUGGGUAAAAGAUUGGACUGUGGAAGACUUUCUUCAUCUGGCACCAUCUGAUGAGUUUUAUAUUUGGACUGUCCGUCGACCAAAUUAUCAAAAUGAUAGAAUCUGGGCGAAAAAUAUCGAGGACAUUACUGAAGACAAAAGAUAUCGUGAAAUGAUAAAGGGGGAAUCUUGGACAGGUGAAUAUUUUCGUGAUAAUGUUUUAAUUCAAAAUGUGAUUCCUUUUUUAAAAAAUGAAGAAAAUGUUAUUGAUCCUGAUGAAGUCAUAUUUGUUCACGAUAAAGCGCCGUGUAUGCGAGCAAAUAAAACUCAACAUUUACUCCAAGACAACGAUGUCAAAUUUUGGGGUAAUGAUAUCUGGCCAGGAAAUUCACCUGAUCCCAACGCGGCAGAACAUAUCGGGUCAAUAAUUAAAGAUGAACUUGAAAAACAAAUGGCAUCGGAAAGUGAACAUCAUCGAUAUUCUGAAGAAAUGUUCAAAAUGCACAUCGCAAAUGUUCUAGCAAGCAUGGAAGAAGAUACUGAAUUAUUUGAAACUCUUCUAUAUUCAUAUACAUCUCGAUUCCGUGCUGUAAAAAAAGCGAAUGAUCGUCAUACAGACUACUGGUCACACUCAUCAAACUACGAAGAAAAGCUAUUUUGUAAUACAUUUCAUUCGAUCAUCAUUUGA